GCGCCCGCGUAGAAAUGUUGUUGACAGUGGAGACGGUUGUCACUGAGCGAUUUUUCAAGAAAUUUAAUCAUGUAGGACCCUAACUUUUACUUUAAUGAGUGGACGGGAUCUUAGGAAGUUUGUGAACUUCCACAGAACUGCCAUCGGGGCCGCAGAUAGUUCACUUGUUAACCGCUUUAUAGAAGGACAUGGUAGUAAUCAGUAUAGACCAGCUGAUUAUGACAAACUUCAAGCCAUCGCUCAGCUCAGGAAAGCUGCUGGAAACAAAACCUUUCAAAAAGUAGAAAAGAUAUCCAGAGCUAACAAAGAGAAAAAGGAACAGAAUCUUAUUCAGCAGCACAAAGCCUGUUGGUCAAAAGAAAAAAUAAGACUUCAUAGUUUACAGCGAAAACUACAAAGUGAAAUUGAUGCAUUGAGACCUGGAAGUCCUCUUGAUUACAGCUCAAUUAAGGAGUUCUUUCAAGAUCUGGAAAUCUAUGAGGAAGUGCUUAGUGAAGACAGCACUGAGUUUAAGAAAAGCACUAUUCAACCAUUAUGGGAUUUAAGAGAAGACUUGCAGUUCUGGCUUGGAGAGAACAGAGACAGAAUUGUGAUGGGAGUUGCUGACAAAGAACACGCAGAUGUGCUCAACAUUGUGGAAUCAGUCAAAAUGCAGCAGCGCAUAGUGAUAGACAAACUUCAAAUGGAACAAGAACAGCUUGAACAAGAACUGGAGAGUUUAUCAUUGCAUGAAAUUACAGGAUUGGGAGUGGUGUCUGAUGUUGGUAUAGAGACAGGCAUCCCUGAUGAGGCAUUUUAUUUGGACUGUCCUGAUGAACAGUUAAAGGAUACUGUUUUGGAAGAGUUCCUUCUUCUGGAUAAGAAAUAUGAAGCUCAGUUGGAGUACUUAAAUCUGAAAUAUCAAAAUGUCAAACAAUUUAGCACUGGAGGAUGGUCAAAGCAUGAUCAUUUGCACUUUGUCCAUCUAAUGGAACAGUACCCACCUGAGAUGCCAAACAGAAGACUGCUCUAUAUUGACAGGAUGCUUAGGGAAAUCUCACACAAGACUCGCUCACAGCUGGUUGAACAUGAAGAAUGGUUUGUUGCACACAAAUUUUACCAAGAGCAGUUUUCCAGCACACUUCGUGCCUGGGCGCAUGAUAGACAAGAUUUACUCAUAAAAGUUAAGGUAACAUUUAUUGAUGCAUGGACAGCUUAUGAGGAAGCCACAGGGAAAGCCAAAACAAGAAAGAAACAGGAACACAUCUGUCAAGAACUCUAUAAGAAGGUACUUGCAUUCCGUGAACAGAAGCUUGAGGCACUAAAGCUGCAAGCUGCUAUUGCUGCAAAACAGCAGGAGGAAGAGGAAGAACAACUAAGGGCUGCUGAAGAGAGGGAAAGAAAGCUCAGAGAUAAAAAACAUAGGCAGAUCCAGGAAUUUAAAGAUUUGAAAGAGAGAGAAAGAGAGCUUUCAGCCCAAGAGGAAAGAAAAAGACUGGCUGAGCUUCAAGAAAAAAUGGCGGAGCAAGCUGCAUGGGAUAGAGAAAGAGUACAGUAUCGCAAGGAGCAGUUAAAACUGCAGGAAGAAGAAAAGCAAAAAGCCAGAGAGUUGGCUAUUGAACAAGAAUAUGAAAAACAACAACGUCUGGACAAACUUAGAGCACAGGUACAAGUUCAUGUAGAGGACGAUCCAGAGAGAUUAUACAAACAAACAGAGGCAUCCCAAGCACGUAUGGCCAGUAUGUACGAGGAAGAACUUGACCUUCAACAACCUCUCUUUACUGUCCAUGGAUAUGAUGAAAAAAAGGUGGCGGCAGACAGAAGAUUAAAGGUUGAAAAUGCUCUGAGAGAAGCUGGCAUCCAUCACACUGAUUAUGCAAGAAGAAUCAUGGCCUCCAUCAAACCUCCUCAGGAACCAAGAAAGGAUCAGCAUUCAACUGUGUUCAAGUAUGGUUGAUUUUUUUAUUAUUAUUUGUUGUAGGCUCUUAAUCCAGACCUUAGGCUUUGCUUAUUACAUUAAAACCAAUUUUAUGUAU
Molecule: messenger RNA, 2015 nt
Organism: Pocillopora damicornis (cauliflower coral)
Lineage: Eukaryota; Metazoa; Cnidaria; Anthozoa; Scleractinia; Pocilloporidae
Product: coiled-coil domain-containing protein 148
Source: RefSeq, a predicted model, not a curated record